AUGUUUAAUAGACUUGAUGAUUAUUCUAAUGUGGAAUUCGAUUGGAAAAUUGAUCCUGCUUCAUAUUUAACAAUGGAUGCAGAUGUAUUUGGAAAUUAUAAUAUUUUAUUAAAUGGACACGCUCAUACCACUUAUUCCGAUGCUUAUGGAUUUAAUGCUGUCAUUGUAAGUGAUCAUAAUACUUUAGAAGGUGGACUAGAAGCUCAAAGAAUUGCUCGGGAGAAAUAUAAUGAUUCAAUUAUUGUCAUGUCGGAUACACAUGCAAUUCAUUGGUCUUAUGAACUUAAAGAAAUGAUUGAUAAAGUUCAUGAAUUAGGUGGAUUGGUUACGGUUAAUCAUAUUCCCUGGAGUAAUAGUACAGAAUGGAAAAAUCAUGUUGGUACUUUGCCUAAUCAUCCAACUCGAGAAGAACUUCAUGAAAUGGGAGUUGACGGAUUUGAAAUAAUUAAUGGAAAUAUAUUUGAUUAUGAAACUUAUAAAUAUGCUAGGGAUAAAGUUUUAUUAAUGAUUACAGGAACAGAUGUACAUCAUCCAUCAUCAGUAGCACAUUCAUGGACAGUUUUAAAUUCACAAAAUAUGACAGUUCAAGGAAUAAUGAAAGAAUUACGUGAAAAAAGAACAACAUUUUUCUUUGAUGCAACUGGACCAAGACAAGUUUAUUAUCCUAAUGAAAAUCCAACAUAUUAUAAAUUAUUACCAUUAUUUGCUAUAACUGAUAUAUGGAAUUCAUUUUAUGAUGAUUAUCGAGGAAUGUAUUCAUUUCAAGGAACAUUUUGUCAUCAACGUAAAGUUGUGAUACAUUGGAGAAGUUAUUGGUGGUUUGUAUUAUGGUGUUUAAUAUUUUUUGGAUUUUAUGAAUUAGGAAGAUGGGGAAUUAAUAAAUUGUGGAGAUAUGGAAUUAUAAAAUUUAAUGAAUUAAAAAAUCGAAAAAGAGGAAAUAGAAGAAGACGAAAUAAUUCAGUUUCUUCGGAAGAAGAAAUUAAUCGACAAAACGAUUUAAUAGAUUUGGAAAUUUAA
Molecule: messenger RNA, 1017 nt
Organism: Diversispora eburnea
Lineage: Eukaryota; Fungi; Glomeromycota; Glomeromycetes; Diversisporales; Diversisporaceae
Source: the annotation of a GenBank genome assembly